Molecule: messenger RNA, 525 nt
Organism: Octopus bimaculoides (California two-spot octopus)
Lineage: Eukaryota; Metazoa; Mollusca; Cephalopoda; Octopoda; Octopodidae
Source: RefSeq, a predicted model, not a curated record
AUGAGUAAUGCUCCCAGGUGGAGUAAUGCUCGCAUGAUGAGUAAUGCUCGUAUGAUGAGUAAUGCUCACAGGAUGAGUAAUGCUCGCAUGAUGAGUAAUGCUCACAUGAUGAGUAAUGCUCGCAUGACGAGUAAUGCUCGUAUGAUGAGUAAUGCUCGCAUGAUGAGUAAUGCUCCCAGGUGGAGUAAUGCUCGCAUGAUGAGUAAUGCUCCCAGGUGGAGUAAUGCUCGCAUGACGAGUAAUGCUCGUAUGAUGAGUAAUGCUCCCAGGUGGAGUAAAGCUCGCAUGUUGAGUAAUGCUCGUAUGAUGAGUAAUUCUCCCAGGUGGAGUAAUGCUCGCAUGAUGAGUAAUGCUUGCAUGAUGAGUAAUGCUUGCAUGAUGAGUAAUGCUCCCAGGUGGAGUAAUGCUCGCAUGAUGAGUAAUGCUUGUAUGAUGAGUAAUGCUCACAGGAUGAGUAAUGCUCGCAUGAUGAGUAAUGCUCCCAGGUGGAGUAAUGCUCGCAUGAUUAGUAAUGCUCCCAGGUAG